Molecule: messenger RNA, 1917 nt
Organism: Bufo bufo (common toad)
Lineage: Eukaryota; Metazoa; Chordata; Amphibia; Anura; Bufonidae
Gene: PTGS1
Product: prostaglandin-endoperoxide synthase 1
Exons: 11
Coding region: 101-1885 (594 amino acids)
Biological process (GO): response to oxidative stress; cyclooxygenase pathway
Cellular component (GO): cytoplasm; neuron projection
Molecular function (GO): oxidoreductase activity, acting on single donors with incorporation of molecular oxygen, incorporation of two atoms of oxygen; peroxidase activity; prostaglandin-endoperoxide synthase activity
Source: RefSeq, a predicted model, not a curated record
GAGCUGGGUGGAGGAGGGGUUAAACCAGUUUGCUGCUGGCUUAAGUGGGAAGCCUUCCCCAGUACAUGUUCUUUAUGAAGGAUAUAACAUAACUGUGGAGAUGGCUGGAGGAUGGUGGUUUCUGCUGGUGGUGAUCAUUCUGAAGAUCUCCUCUUCUUUCCAAACUUCUGACACAGUGAAUCCAUGCUGCUACUACCCAUGUCAGCACAAAGGUGUGUGCGUGAGGUAUGAACCGUACGAGUAUGAAUGUGACUGCACUCGGACUGGCUAUUAUGGGAGAAACUGCACAAUCCCCGAAUUAUUGACAAGAAUCCGAGAUUUUGUGCGCCCGAGCCCUUCCUUUUACCACUACAUCCUGACCCGCUUUAAAUGGUUUUGGGAUAUAAUAAAUAAUACGUUUAUCCGAGAUACAAUAGUAAAGCUUGUUCUGACAGUGCGAUCCAAUCUGAUACCAAGUCCUCCGACGUAUAAUUCAGCAUAUGGUUACAUCAGCUGGGAAGCCUAUGCCAAUGUCAGCUAUUUCACAAGAGUGCUCCCGCCUGUGCCAGACGAUUGCCCUACACCAAUGGGCACAAAAGGAAAACUCCAACUGCCUAAUGCUACCAUGCUGGUUGAAACUUUUCUAAAAAGGGAGGCCUUCAUCCCCGACCCACAGAACACGAAUUUAAUGUUCGCAUUCUUCGCUCAACAUUUUACUCAUCAGUUUUUCAAGACUUUUGGGAGGAUGGGAAAAGGCUUCACUAAAGGAUUAGGUCAUGGGGUUGACCUGAGCCAUGUAUAUGGAGAUAAAUUGGAGCGCCAACACGCUCUGCGCCUCUUCAAAGACGGAAAAUUGAAGUAUCAGAUAAUAAAUGGAGAUAUGUAUCCACCAACAGUGGUCGAUGCUCCAGUUCACAUGAUUUACCCUGAGAAUGUCCCCAAUGAAAAGAGGCUCGCUAUGGGACAGGAGGUUUUUGGUCUCCUCCCUGGACUGAUGAUGUAUGCGACCAUAUGGCUUCGUGAACACAAUCGGGUGUGUGAGGUCUUAAAAAAGGAGCAUCCUGUUUGGGAUGAUGAACAGUUAUUUCAAACUGCAAGACUUAUCCUCAUAGGAGAGACCAUUAAGAUUGUAAUAGAAGACUACGUUCAGCACCUCAGCGGAUAUUUCUUAAAGUUAAAAUUUGAUCCGGAAUUACUGUUUGGGGUCCAGUUCCAGUAUCGUAACCGCAUUGCUGUGGAGUUUAACCAGCUGUAUCAUUGGCAUCCUCUCAUGCCGGACAACUUCAACAUUUUAGGUCAGGCUUACAACUACAGCAACUUCAUCUACAACACUUCAAUGCUCACAGAUUACGGGGUGGAGGCUCUGGUGGAAUCCUUCACAAAGCAGAUAGCGGGAAAGAUUGGCGGUGGAAAAACCCUGCAUCCACGUCUCUUGCACAUAGCUGUAGGAGUUAUUGAAGAAUCCCGUACACUGAGAUUGCAGCCUUUCAAUGAAUAUCGUAAAAGAUUUGGCUUGAAAGCAUAUAAGUCUUUCCAGGAUUUAACAGGAGAAAUGGAAGUCUCAUCGCAACUUGAAUCCUUGUAUGGUGAUAUAGACGCACUGGAAUUUUACACUGGUAUUCUCUUGGAAAAAACUCAUCCAAAUUCUAUUUUUGGAGAAAGUAUGAUAGAAAUGGGAGCACCAUUUUCACUCAAAGGACUUAUGGGGAAUCCUAUAUGUUCUCCAGAAUACUGGAAACCCAGCACAUUUGGUGGAGAGAAAGGAUUCAAUAUUGUAAAGACUGCUUCAAUUGAGAAACUGGUGUGUCUUAAUGUCAAGAAGUGCCCCCUUGUUGCCUUUCAUGUGCCAAAGGCAGGAGAUGAAAGUUCUAUAUCUUCAGGGGCAAAGACAACUGAUGAGCUUUAGCAAACGUAGUAUUGUAAAAAAAAAAAAAAAAA